Molecule: messenger RNA, 2336 nt
Organism: Bubalus bubalis (water buffalo)
Lineage: Eukaryota; Metazoa; Chordata; Mammalia; Artiodactyla; Bovidae
Gene: PWWP2B
Product: PWWP domain containing 2B
Exons: 3
Coding region: 145-1830 (561 amino acids)
Cellular component (GO): nucleoplasm; nucleus
Source: RefSeq, a predicted model, not a curated record
GUGCCCCGAGCGCCCCUCCCCGCGCCCCCGGCCCGCUCGCGGAGGCCGCCCCGAGCGGAGCUUUGUGACGUCAGGCGGCCGGCGGGCGGCGUCACGCGCGGGGCUGACCCGGCGCGGGGCGGGGGCCGGGCCGGGACGCGGAGCAUGGAGCCGCGGGCCGGCUGCCGGCUGCCCGUGCGGGUGGAGCAGGUCGUCAACGGCGCGCUGCUGGUCACCGCGAGCUGCGGCGAGCGCAGCUUCGCCGGGAUCUUGCUGGACUGCACAAAAAAGUCUGGCCUCUUCGGCCUGCCCCCGUUGGCUCCGCUGACCCAGGCCCAGGACGUCCCUGUCAACGGCUGCCACGGCCCGUCCCCCGCGGAGGGAGACGCGGAGGCCAUGCCCCUGGGGACGGGCCCCCCGGAGCCUGAAGGCGGGGACGGGCCCCCCCAGCCGCCCCCGCCGCUGGUCCCGCCGCUGACGGCCGGAAGCCUGCCCCCGUUCCCGCCCUACUUCGAAGGCGCCCCGUUCCCGCCCCCGCUCUGGCUGAGGAACACCUACCGGCAGUGGGUGCCGCAGCCGCCGCCCAGGGGUGUCAAGAGGACCCGCCGGCGCCUGUCCCGCAACCGUGACCCCGGCCGCCUGGCCCUGAGCCCCAUCCGCCUGCGGCCGCGCCAAGUGCUGUGUGAGAAGUGCAAGAGCACCCAGAGCCCCCCGGAGGCCAGCCCCGGGCCCCCCGCCGCCCCCCGGCCGCGCAGGGAGCCCCGCAAGCCCGAGGAACCCGACGGAGGAGGCGACGCGGCCGCCGCCAAGAGGAGCAGGCGCGCGCGGCGGGAGGAGGCGCGGCCGGGGGUGCCGCGGAGCCCGGCCAUUAAGAUCUCCUACAGCACGCCCCAGGGCACCGGGGAGGUGGUGGAGAUCCCCCCACGCGUGCACGGCUCCCUGGAGCCCUUCUGUCCACCCCCGGCCUCGCCUGGAGGCCCGGACCCCGAGCCUCCCAGGGACCGGCUGGCCGCAGGCGCCCCCGCCUCCAUCCCCAAGCUGAAGCUGACGCGGCCCCUGCCCCCCGGGGCCGCCCCGCCGCCCCCCAAGAUCCGCCUGAAGCCGCGCCGCCUGGGGGCUGGCGAGCAGGAGCCCGUCUACAGGGCCGAGCUGGUGCAGGAACUCAAGGGCCAAGGGCCCCCGGCCGACGGCGCCGCCCAGCGCGGCGGGCUGGCGGACUCGUCCUCUGCGAGCUCUGGCGAGGACGAUGACUGCAAGGGGUGUCCCCGGGGUGCCCACGGACCUGACAAUGCUGGGCUGGCUUUCCUCGCCACCUGCCCCGGGAGAAGCGGCUGUACUGGCGAGCUGGCGUGGAGCAGCGACAGCCUGGAUGAGUCCAAGUCAUCCGGCUCGGACGGGACGUUGCCGGACACCUGCGACCUCUCGCCCGGCGAUGGCGUGCCCUCUUCAUCCAAGGGCACGAGGCCCACAGUCCCGCCCCUGACGGUCAGGCUGCACACGCAGAGCGUCUCCAAGUGCGUUACCGAGGACGGGAGGACCGUGGCUGUAGGGGACAUUGUGUGGGGUAAGGUUCACGGCUUCCCUUGGUGGCCAGCACGUGUCCUGGACAUUAGUCUUAGCCAGAAAGAGGACGGGGAGCCCUCCUGGCAAGAAGCGAAAGUCUCGUGGUUUGGUUCUCCAACUACGUCAUUUUUGUCAACCUCAAAACUGUCCCCUUUCUCUGAAUUUUUCAAACUGAGAUUUAACCGUAAGAAGAAGGGGAUGUAUCGGAAAGCUAUCACAGAGGCCGCCAAUGCCGCCCAGCAUGUGGCCCCAGAAAUAAGGGAGCUCUUAACCCAGUUCGAAACAUAACCCGGGUUCCCAGCCAGGUCACCAACGCUGAGGGAAGGGCUGUCCUCCCGCAGCUCUCAACGUCGCAGGCGUCCUUCACACCCCCGCCCCACCCGAGGACGCUGCGAGCCUUCUGGUUGGCUGUAUGCGGAGACCCCGCCCUCGGGGUCAGCCAGGUUCCGGACCUCUGCAGGGAGCCGGCGGGUCUGCCCGUGAGGACUGACCCCCGCCCGGCGCACAGCGGCUCUUCUCGGCCAAAUGUAUUUAUUCCCACCACACAGUCUCGAGCUUUUCUGGUUCCUCAGAGGCCGGAGUCCAGCAGGGAGGGCAGCCCCCCGAGGACAGAGUGCCCGGCACCUCCCUGCCGGCCUGGGCACGAGCAGCUGCGCGUGGCGGGCCGCCGCCGCCCCCCGCGAACCCUGACUUGCCCCGGGCUCCCAUCCCGCCAGGCACGCGGUCUCCGCCCGUCCCAGGCUGCCGCUCUGCAGUCAAACUGCAACAUGAAAAGAAUAAACACCUCACCUGUC